Truncatella angustata is the source of this 2916-nucleotide messenger RNA. RefSeq names its product VRR-NUC domain-containing protein. Gene Ontology annotation, biological process: interstrand cross-link repair. Bases 99 to 2681 code for a protein of 860 amino acids. The transcript has 2 exons. Gene Ontology annotation, cellular component: nucleus. NCBI's taxonomy places the organism in Eukaryota, Fungi, Ascomycota, Sordariomycetes, Amphisphaeriales, Sporocadaceae. The record is from RefSeq and is a predicted model, not a curated record. Gene Ontology annotation, molecular function: 5'-flap endonuclease activity; 5'-3' exonuclease activity; flap-structured DNA binding.
CAGCUAACAUAGAUUCUCCCUUUUGUUCACAAUUUCACUGCAUCAGACAAAAUGCAUCCUUCGGUGCAGUCGACUGCCUUGACCACAACCACAAUAUAAUGGACAAGUUUGUUCAGAGAAUUAACCCUUCAACGUCUCAUCAUCAGAACGGCUCACCUGGCAAAGGAAAGGAGCCGGCUCUGCAAGUAGAGCCACCUGCGAAGCGGGUCAAGAAGGAGAUCCCGGACAGUGAUGGGGAUUCCGAGACGUCGCUCUCAGACAGGAACCCACUGAGGCCAACGCUGAAUGCUGCUCGUUCGAAAAGGGUAUACACGGCAGAUACGGCAUCGCCUGUUAAUGACGAUGCCCUCUUUCAGUCUGAGGCCGAUUCUGUAGCUGGGCGGCCAACCGCAAUUGAGAGCUCACUACCUGACAUUAAAGCCGACAAGGAAGCGAUAGAGGAGUAUGAGACUUUCAGAGCGUCGCAAGGAGAAAAGUCCGAGACUGCAACCUCGAGAUUCGUCAACCGGGAAUGGGUGAAAGGUAAAAGCUCAUUGUACGUAGAUGCCUUCAAUCUUGCCUUGAGUACGGUUUUGGAAGACGAGUCUCAUCUGUUUGAUGAGAAAGAGCGUGCGUUGUUCGAUAACUGGGAGAAAUCGAGCUAUGAGGCACAAUACUUGUAUGUUCGACUCUUUCUGCGGAAGCAAGCAGUCUGGCAUCGAAUAGCCAAGCUUGGCUAUCACGGUGAUGUCUCGGAUCUUGAAAGGGCCGUAGAGGAACUGCAACAACCGAGAAAAUUCCCAGCUGUGCUAUCAGGAUCCCAACCUGAUUCUGAAGAAGAUGCCUCUGAUUUCGCCCAAGAAGAACACACCUUGGGAGGAUCUUUCAAGUUUGCAGAUAAUUCCGAUGCAUGUAUUAGCACAGUCGAUGAGGCCAUCACGCUUCUAAGUCUUGAUGAACUGAAAGGGCUUGCCAAGGACGCGAAAGUUCAAGGCAAAAACAAAGCAGAUCUGGUGAGAUCUGUCUGCAAAAUGAGUAACCGCCAAUCCGGUUUGAUGUCUGUGGGUCUGCGAAGAUCCAGCACUCACAACUCAACUGUCUCAGAUGACAACGGAACGCCGGAAGCAGAUUCACCUGGACUUCAACCUGCCGAUGAAUCCAACAGAAAUCAACAUUUUCUGGAAAAGAUUAUGAGUAUCGCGGGACCAUGCAUUAGGCUCUCUUUGCCGGUCCUCAAAUUGUUCGAGAGAGUCCAUCUGGUAUUUUACAGGUCUACAGAGUGGACAGAGAAGUCUCUGACAGCCAUCAUUCUUUCUAAGAUCUCACGACGCAAUUUCCCCGAGUACAUUGUCUGCAGGUCCGCAAACAUAUUCACAUCGCGGAACCAUUUACUUGAGUUUGAAACCGCAACGAGAACCGAGUUCUCCGUCGACAGCAUUCUUGAAUUCAGUGGUCCUCCACGGGAUGAAGGGUAUCAAAAGGUACUGGAUAUUUUCGAGCGCACGUAUGACCGCUGGAAACAGCUGCUCCAAGAAGAGCAAAUCAAAGAAGAAAGAGUGUACGAGACCGGCGAAGGCACGUAUUUACGACGCUUUUCGCCAGUCCAUCCAUACACUCGUAUCAUACAUAAGGCUACUAGCGUCCUUGGGAGAUUCAAAGAACACAGGAGGGAGCACUCGGUUUUGACGGAACUUCUCGAUCAGAGGUUGUUUCACCAUGCGCGCCGCGGCGCUUGGUAUCAACGAAAGGCGCUUUUGGAAGAACAUUACAUGUAUGCACUAGAGCCAGAUCCUACUUACAAGGAUCCCGAAGUGCAGAAGAAAAACUGGAAACGAAUAGCAGUGACAACAUGCGAAACAGCCCUGGAAGACCCCGAUUGCCAUCUGAAGUACCACUAUGAUCUGCAAAAGCGAAUCCUGAAACUUGAGAAACAGCUCAGGGUGCCUUUUCGCUUGCAGCAUGAUUUUGGACAUGUCAAACUCAAGAAGCCAGAGGAGCACUUCAUUGAAGGUGUUCAACUCAAAAAGGAUGAAAUCACAGGCAAGAAAGGGCGUGGUCCCAGCACGAAAACUAUCUGGGUCGACGAAGCCGAAGGUGACGGCGAAUGCAGUGUAGAAGCCAUGUGCCUCAGUUCCUACCGGUGUCAAGGAUGGAAAGGCUACCAUGCCGAAGGCGGCAUUAUCAGGACGUUGUUUGCCUACCUCUUCUACGAUAUCCUUUUCCUUUAUAUCCCCAACGUCUUCCAGACGGCUUACCAGACGUGUCCGCUCGACCUGUUCACGGACGCCUUCUACCCAACGAGGGCAUCCGAGAUCAAUCACCGCCUCGUCGAAAUUGCCAACGGCGAGGCAGCACGCCUUGUGCAAGAAGUCGAUGGCCGAGAACGAGAGAGACGCACUUGUGUCGUUGGCCUCAACUGGGACUAUGAACUACCUGAUCUUCUCGAGUUAGUCGACUGCUUCGAUGGCGCGGCCCUGGCGACGGUAUGUAAAGUCAUGGCACAGGAGUAUGGACAAAGGGGUGGGGGUCUACCAGAUCUAAUUCUGUGGAGGAAGGAGCCGAAGGAGGUCAUGUUCUCAGAAGUCAAAAGCGCCAACGAUCGCUUGAGCGAUACUCAGAGGCUGUGGAUUCAUGUCCUGACGGGAGCAGGGGUAAGAGUGGCGCUGUGCAACGCGGUGGCUAAGGAGGUCAGACGGGUUUGAAGGCGAAGCUGGAUCGUGGAGGGUAUUGUAAUUCCGUUGUGGCAUCGUGCAACGUCGUGUCUUGCACCCUCGGGGCUCGUCUAUGUUUAGAUUAUCAUCUCCGUUAUUAAAACGUGGGUGGUGUUCAUCAUAUAAUAUACCCUGCGAAUAUGGCAUGGGCAAAACUAUUAAUGCAAGACCCCACAUGUACGGAGUGACGAGAAUCAAUUUAGAUAACAAUAAAAAUAAAAUACGC